AUGUCGGUAGCAGGAACAUCGCUGUUGUGGGUUAACCAGCACACGGCGCAAGAGGCGGCGCCGCUCGAGCUGGCGUGCACUGGGUGCAAGGCUGCGCACCGGACGAUUCACACUUGCCGGCCCGCGCUAAACCCCGACGAGAUUGUGACGGCGAUCGUCUGCGACGGCUGCGACGGCGACUUCGAGCUGCCGCCGGGCGUGCCUGUUCCAGACGGCGAGUGGUAUUGCGCGGCGUGCUGUGUUGGCGAGCGGGAAGGGGCACCGAAACCGGUGCAGGCGGUGGCGGAGGGGCUUCAACUGCACUUGUCUAGCAGCAGCCGGACGGGCUACACGGGCGUGUCGCUCCAUCGCGCCUCUCGCCGCUUCCAUGCGUUUCGCAGAGAGGGUUGCAAGAGCGUCUACAUCGGCACCUACUGCACGGCAGUGGAGGCGGCGGUGGCCUACGCGAGGGCGGCCGAGCAGGCGGGGGCAGGAUUCGCCGAGCCGGCGGAGCUGCCGUCGUCGUCUGUGGAUUCGCCGAGGGCGGCCGAGCAGGUGCGGGCAGGAUUCGCCGAGGCACCGUCAGUGGCUGCGUCAGUGGCACAAGAGGCAGAGGGGCUGCGCCUGCACCUCUCGAGCACCAACAGCACCGGCUACACGGGCGUGUCCUGGACCGGCUCCCGCUUUGCGGUUGAGAUCAAGUUGAAUGGGAGGCGGGUCCACUUGGGCACUUUCGACACGGCGGUCGAGGCGGCGGUGGCGUACGCGCGGGCGGGCGGGGAGGCUCCGGCGGUGGUGGCAGAUGCGGGAGGGGUGCGGUUGCACCUGUCUAGCCGCAAUCCCACCGGCUACCGCGGUGUGACCAAGGGUUGCGGCCGCUUCCGGGUUGAGAUCAAGUUGAAUGGGAGGCGGGUCCACUUGGGCACUUUCGACACGGCGGUCGAGGCGGCGGUGGCGUACGCGCGGGCGGGCGGGGAGGGGCUGACGCCGGCCUCACGCGGCAAGGGGACCAAGCGCCCUCGCGAGCUCGGCUGCUUUUGCGGCACCGACCGCCACCUGCCGACCAACAACCUGCCGUUUGAGGGCGUGUGGAUCAGCUGCGACGCGUGCGGCCGCUGGUGCCACGGCGAGUGCGCCGGUGUGGACAAGCAGCAGGCCGAGGAGGCGGAGGAGUACACUGAGGCAGGUAGCAUGCCCCCUCCGGAGUACACCUGCCCGCUCUGCGCUGCCACCGACCAGAGCGCGGGCGCGUCCUCCGAUGGCGGCUCGCCGCUCAUCGUUGCUGCCGUCGUGAGCGACGGCGACGGCUCCGACGACGACGACUCUGCAGACGGCGCAGAGUGGGUCGACGCGGAGGUGGUCGAGAUGGCGUUCGACGGGACGAACGCCGUGGAGGUGGAGGAGGAGGAGGGGCAGCCCGCCGCGUGGCUCCGCGCGACCGUGACGGCCGUGCUGGAGGACGGUUGGUUUCAGGCGCUGGUCCGCACGCCGUCCGACGAGGCCGGAUGGCACGACUGGUUCUCGUGGCGCGAGGAGGGCACCGACUGGCGGCGCGCGGCCGAGCCAGCGGCGCCAUCGAGCCAGCGAGGCGGUGCGAUCGAGGCGGCGCCUGCGGGCCCGGCGCCGUGGUCGCGGGCCGAGGAGCAGCACCUUAGCGAGGCGAUCCGCGAGUCCAUGCCCGCGAUCCACGCGCGCUUCGCCGCAAAGGAAGGCGGCAGCACCGCCCGCUCGGCUGAGGAGCUAAUGGGUCGCUUCGUCGCGGCCGCGCGCUGGCAACGCGCUGAGGCGGCCGCGCGCUGA
Molecule: messenger RNA, 1779 nt
Organism: Emiliania huxleyi CCMP1516
Lineage: Eukaryota; Haptophyta; Isochrysidales; Noelaerhabdaceae
Exons: 4
Coding region: 1-1779 (592 amino acids)
Biological process (GO): regulation of DNA-templated transcription
Molecular function (GO): DNA binding; DNA-binding transcription factor activity
Source: RefSeq, a predicted model, not a curated record